GAGAGAAAGAACAAGGGAAGGCAUGGAAGCAACACUAAUGUAAGAAUAUGUAGUAUCUGCUGUAGAAUUACAGUAGCACUGGUAGGGAAAAAAAAAUUGAUGGAGCGAAAAUGGAUGAAGGACGGACCGUUGAAUUUUUUUUUGAGCAGCUGGGGGUCACCAGCAGGAGCCCUGUGUCAGCACUUCAAAUCCUGAACCGCAGACAACAAUAACAUCCAAGAAAUACUUACUACUUGACUCUCAACUGUAUGAGAGAUGUGCAUAUGAAGUUUGAAAAUCAGAGAGUGAUUGGAAGUGUUCCUGUGCAUGAGGUCUUUCAGGUACACUUUAUGCAGUAUUAUGCAGUAAAAAUGAGAUGGAAAAAAAAACUUUAUGGGAAAUUUUUCUUAUUGGUACCACGGAUGGAAUAUCGAUUUCGAUGCGUUGCGCACCCCUCCUAAAUUAUGACCCCUGACGUAUGGUACAUCAGUUUUUCAAGAUUCUUACGCUUUGAUUUCUGAUUUCCGCGUCUCAUUCCGUCAGCAGCUUACUGUAUUCACAUGGAGGACAAGGAUGUAGAAAACCCAGCUCUUUCUCCAACCUCUAUUAUCAGUGCGCAAUCGAUCCCAACUUUAUAGCCAACGUACCGGUAGGUGAGGAUGAGAUGACGAGAUAACCGCAGCCACACCAACUCGACGUGAAACACAACUCGAUUCCAUAGAUUACUCCACCCAUCCAUCCAUAAAUCCUUUCGCGGAAAUGAGACGGAAGGACAACCCACUGCCGUCGCUGCAUUUUUCUUCGCUGGUGACUCUGUACAUAGCAGUUUCGGUGCUAUUGAUCGCCCGCCACGAUCGAUCCCCGACUACCACGAUGGCGUGGACGAUGAUCCGUCGGUCGUGCCGGCAAUGGUUUCCCUCCCGCAACCAGAUGCGGCGAACGGGGACGAACCACCACCAACAACGUGCACACAAACACGCGACAACGUCCCCGGGGCUGUGGACCUCGGCGGCACCCUCGGCAGCGGGUUCUUCUUCCGCAAGAACCUUUUUGGAUUCCAGGCAACACCGGCACCGAUCCUGGGGCAUGCACGCAGCACAUAAACCAUCUCACGACGGCGGCGACCACUACUCGUCGUCCGUGUCGAGAAAAAACAGACGGCGACCACGCCGUCUGUCGUCGUCUCUGGCCGCAACUACUUCCGCAUCGUCGUCGUCGUCUCGCUUGUAUCGGUAUCGGGACUUCUUGGAAAAAGGUGAACACGAUCGCAUCGUUCUUUCCUAUUUGACAGACAUCGAGGGGGACAAGUUUUACCUGGAUCGAUACGUCGACAACUCGAAAAUACUGACCUGGAUCCCCAGCGACGACGACGCAGAGCCACCGGGCAACGACACCGAGCAGUCCCCGUUUUCGCUCUCCUAUUAUUCCUGCAAAGAAUAUCCCCCGGCGCGUUUUCCAUACAAUCGAAGGAUGGACUUUGUGGAUUCCAACAGCAUGCUGGUCUUUGGGGGCGAUCUAUGGGACAAGGGUGGCUUUGAUUUGUACGUGACCCGGCAGCUGAUGGAUCUCAAGCGGCGGUACCCGGAUCGGGUGGUCUGGGUCCUGGGAAACCGGGACAUCAACAAGCUGCGGAUGAUGCAAGAACUGGGCUUGCCACCAGCCGAAUCGUCCACCGACAAGAGCAAUACCGGUGCUGCUGCGGCGAGCAAUUUGUCGGUUCCUUAUCACCCCGGACUCACCUGGUUUCGGGGAAGCGGAAGGGUAGGGGAUCCCAGCGGUCCUCUGCCAUCGAUGGUUCCCGGGGACCGACUGAGAUGGAUUCUGGGAAACACUAUGGGAAGCCCGGAUGCCAUGGAGCAUCGGAGGCAGGAACUGGCCUGGGAGGCGGGGGGCUGCAGGGAGACCGGCGGCACAAGUGCCGCCAGUUCUGCCGAAGGAAUCUCCGAUUGCGACGUGGUUCGUUCCUACCAAGAAUCCUGUCACCCCAGGGGAGAAAUGGGAAGGUUCCUGGCGGAAGGCCUGCUUGCGGCCAAGGUCGGACCGAUCUUGUUUGUGCACGGAUCCCUCCCCCUCACCAAGGACACCAUGGAGCGGGGACUCCGCGACGGCGGGGACGGAAGCAACAUCUGGGACGACCUGACCUUUUGCAUGCCGUGGAUCAACAAGACGCACCACGAGUACAGCGAGGACCACAGGUUCGAAUCGGCGUCGGACCUGGGAGUGGAAACCAUCGAGGAUUGGCUGGAUGCGGUCAACCGCUUUGCUUCCCGAAACGUCGAGGCGUGGGAACGGGACAUUGCCCGGCUGGAACGCGAGGCGGGGCAACAAGCGACGAACGCCACGCACAACGCCAGCGAUGGGGUCGAGGAAGAGUCGAAAGAUUCCAUCUGGGCCUACCGAGCCGGAUACGGGAACGGGCCGUCGCACUCCGGCAUCUACUAUUCGGACCUGGUCCAGUACGGAAUGGGCAUGAUACCGGGUGGAAAGAAGAACCCAACCGUUGUGUACAAUAGCUUUACCCCCGAGGGAAUGCCCACGUUUUUCCUGCCACCCGAAGAAAGUGGUGGCACCAACGGCGAUUGCGAAGAAGCUCUGGGCACGGAGCACGCUAGCGAACGAGACUCGGGCAACAAUCCCUCGAGUUCGGAAUCGGACGUGGCCAUCUGCACCCGGCAAUUCUUCGAGCGAUCCUCGAUGCGGUUGAUUCUGACCGGUCACAAGCCCCAGGGAGACAUGCCCAGCCCCAUCCGGGUGGACCGUUCCUCGUGGGUGAUCUGCGCCGACACGAGCUACUCGGGCGACACCAAGUGGUUUCACGACGAGCGCAACGCCACGAACCCUUCCAAGAUGGAGCGGAGAAAGCGCCAGGAAGAAGAGCAGCACGAAAAGCGAAAGCGGAGCAACUUGGGGCGGGGGAAUUCCAUUAGUUUCCGGGGUGAGACCGCCGUGAGCGAGGUGCUCGUGGAGCUUUCGGGGAAAGACCUCUCCCCGGAGAGCGUUUCGUACCACGGAGUCCUCAGCGAUGGAACGGAGUACGAAAGCGUGAAUCUCUUGGACGAUGGCGAGGACGAAAGUGGUGCUGUUUCUGCGGACGAUGCCGGUAGCAACAGCAACGGUUCUGGCAGUUGUGGUUCGUUGGAUUCCAUGCCGGCAACGGCCGCGAUUUUAGGGAGGGUGGCGCCCACCAAUAUGGUUCCCGAUCCGUUGAACUCUCCCCACGAGGGACGAUGGUGGACAAAGGGAAUCUGUCGCGAUGGAUCGCAUCUUUACUACGCCGGGGAAGGCUACAACGUCUGGAACUACAUAGUCUCCCCUUCCGACAUCGAUGGCAAUAGAAGUAACACCAAAUAUAUCGAUAACACAGCCUCCGAAAGCGACGCUAAAAAGUAGAAAAUGAAUGCAUUACCAUGCC
Messenger RNA from Pseudo-nitzschia multistriata, 3391 nucleotides. The record is from the annotation of a GenBank genome assembly. NCBI's taxonomy places the organism in Eukaryota, Bacillariophyta, Bacillariophyceae, Bacillariales, Bacillariaceae.